CGGCUGUGUCCACCGCUACCUGUCAAGGGCUAAGCCAGGCCUUUCUUAGGCCCCGAGGUCCGUCUUCUUAUCACAUUUCCGGAGAGGGACGGCUGGGAGUCCAGGAGGAGAAGCGGACUUUUUUUGAGGAGAAACGCGGAUGCAGACCAUGGAAGAGAAGUCGUACUGCAACCCCCGAUUUUCGCGCGCUUUGGGCGCGGGUGGUUGUGGGUAGCACAGCCAGGAGGGAGAAAGGAAUCGGGGGGCUGUGGCCGCGCCGCCCGCCGGGCCUGGGGAUGGAUGAGGACGACCCCCACGCCGAGGGGGCGGCGGUGGUCACUGCGGCCGGGGAGGCGCUGCAGGCCCUGUGCCAGGAGCUGAACCUGGACGAGGGGAGCGCGGCCGAAGCCCUGGACGACUUCACCGCCAUCCGGGGCAACUACAGCCUGGAGGGAGAAGUUAUACACUGGUUGGCAUGUUCAUUAUACGUUGCGUGUCGCAAAAGCAUUAUCCCCACAGUUGGAAAGGGUAUCAUGGAAGGAAAUUGUGUUUCACUUACCAGAAUACUACGUUCGGCCAAAUUAAGUUUAAUACAGUUUUUUAGUAAAAUGAAGAAGUGGAUGGACAUGUCAAACCUGCCACAAGAAUUUCGUGAACGUGUAGAAAGGCUAGAAAGAAAUUUUGAGGUGUCUACUGUAAUUUUCAAAAAAUUUGAGCCAAUUUUUCUAGAUAUAUUUCAAAAUCCAUAUGAAGAGCCACCAAAGUUACCACGAAGCAGGAAGCAGAGGAGGAUUCCUUGCAGUGUUAAGGAGCUCUUUAAUUUCUGUUGGACACUCUUUGUUUAUACUAAGGGUAAUUUUCGUAUGAUUGGAGAUGAUUUAGUAAAUUCCUAUCAUUUACUUCUGUGCUGCUUGGAUCUGAUUUUUGCCAACGCCAUUAUAUGCCCAAAUAGACGAGACUUGUUAAAUCCAUCAUUUAAAGGUUUGCCGUCUGAUUUCCAUACUGCUGACUUUAGGGCUUCUGAAGACCCUCCCUGCAUCAUUGCUGUACUGUGUGAACUACAUGACGGACUUCUAGUAGAAGCCAAAGGAAUAAAGGAGCACUACUUUAAGCCAUAUAUUUCAAAACUCUUUGACAGGAAGAUUUUAAAGGGAGAAUGCCUCCUGGACCUUUCCAGUUUUACUGAUAAUAGCAAAGCAGUGAACAAGGAGUAUGAAGAAUAUGUUUUAACUGUUGGUGAUUUCGAUGAGAGGAUCUUUUUGGGAGCAGAUGCAGAAGAGGAAAUUGGAACCCCUCGAAAGUUCACUGGUGACACCCCGUUAGGGAAACUGACAGCACAGGCCAAUGUGGAGUGUAACCUUCAACAACACUUUGAAAAAAAAACAUCAUUUGCACCUUCUACCCCACUGACAGGACGGCGAUAUUUAAGAGAAAAAGAAGCGGUCAUUACUCCUGUUGCUUCAGCCACCCAAAGUGUCAGCCGGUUACAGAGCAUUGUGGCCGGACUGAAAAAUGCACCAAGUGAACAACUUAUAAAUAUUUUUGAAUCUUGUAUGCGUAAUCCUAUGGAAAACAUUAUGAAAAUAGUGAAAGGAAUAGGAGAGACUUUCUGCCAACAUUAUACUCAAUCAACAGAUGAACAGCCAGGAUCUCACAUAGAUUUUGCUGUAAACAGACUAAAGCUUGCAGAAAUUUUGUAUUAUAAAAUACUAGAGACGGUAAUGGUUCAGGAAACACGAAGACUUCACGGAAUGGACAUGUCAGUUCUUUUAGAGCAGGAUAUAUUUCAUCAUUCCUUGAUGGCCUGUUGUUUGGAAAUUGUGCUUUUUGCCUAUAGCUCACCUCGUACUUUUCCCUGGAUUAUUGAAGUUCUUAAUCUGAGACCAUUUUAUUUUUAUAAGGUCAUUGAGGUGGUGAUCCGGUCAGAGGAGGGACUCUCUAGGGACAUGGUGAAACACUUGAACAGCAUUGAAGAACAGAUUUUGGAGAGUUUAGCAUGGAGUCAUGAUUCUGCACUAUGGGAGGCUCUCCAGGCUUCUGCAAACAAAGUUCCUACCUGUGAAGAAGUUAUAUUCCCAAAUAAUUUUGAAACAGGAAAUGGGGGAAAUGUACAGGGACAUCUUCCCAUGAUGCCAAUGUCUCCUCUAAUGCAUCCAAGGGUCAAAGAAGUUCGGACGGACAGUGGGAGUCUUCGAAAGGAUAUGCAGCCAUUGUCUCCAAUUUCUGUCCACGAACGCUACAGUUCUCCUACCGCCGGGAGUGCUAAGAGAAGACUUUUUGGGGAUGACCCCCCAAAGGAAAUGCUUAUGGACAGGAUCAUAACAGAAGGAACAAAAUUGAAAAUUGCUCCUUCUUCAAGCAUUACUGCUGAAAAUAUAUCCAUUUCACCUGGGCAGGGUCUUCUAACAAUGGCCACAGCCAUAGUAACAGGGACAACAGGACAUAAAGUUACGAUCCCAUUGCACGGUAUUGCAAAUGAUGCUGGAGAGAUCACACUGAUACCAAUUUCCAUGAAUACAACUCAGGAGUCCAAGGCUGAGAGUCCUGUAUCACUUACGGCUCAGUCAUUAAUUGGUGCUUCUCCAAAACAGACUCAUUUGACUAAAGUACAAGAGGUACAUCCAAUUGGAAUAAGCAAACCAAAGAGAACUGGGUCCUUAGCACUGUUUUAUAGAAAGGUCUAUCAUUUGGCAAGUGUACGCUUACGUGAUUUAUGUUUAAAACUGGAUGUUUCAAAUGAGUUAAGAAGGAAGAUAUGGACAUGUUUUGAAUUCACUUUAGUUCACUGCCCUGAUCUGAUGAAAGACAGACAUUUGGAUCAGCUCCUCCUUUGUGCAUUUUACAUCAUGGCAAAGGUAACAAAAGAAGAAAGAACUUUUCAAGAAAUAAUGAAAAGUUAUAGGAAUCAGCCCCAGGCUAAUAGUCACGUCUAUAGAAGUGUACUGUUGAAAAUUAUUCCAAGAGAAGUUGUGGCAUACAAUAAAAACGUGAAUGCUGAUUUUGAAAUGACAGAUUGUGACUUGGAAGAUGCUACAAAAACACCUGACUGUUCCGUUGGACCAGUGAAAGAGGAAAGAGGUGAUCUUAUCAAAUUUUACAAUACAAUAUAUGUAGGAAGAGUGAAGUCAUUUGCAUUGAAAUACGACUUGGCAAAUCAGGACCAUGUGAUGGAAGCUCCACCGCUCUCUCCUUUUCCACAUAUUAAGCAACAGCCAGGCUCCCCACGCCGCAUUUCCCAGCAGCAUUCCAUUUAUGUUUCCCCACACAAGAAUGGGUCAGGCCUUACGCCAAGGAGUGCUCUGCUGUAUAAGUUCAAUGGCAGCCCUUCUAAGAGUUUGAAAGACAUCAACAACAUGAUAAGGCAAGGUGAGCAGAGAACCAAGAAGCGAGCAAUAGCCAUCGAUGGUGAUGCAGAAUCACCUGCCAAACACCUCUGUCAAGAAAAUGAUGAUGUUUUACUUAAACGACUACAAGAUGUUGUCAGUGAAAGAGCUCAUCAUUAGUGCCCUGCCCAUUUCUAUGAUAAAAGCACUUGUAGGUUGUUUUGCAGAAAGUUGGGGCUCUAUCUUUCCAAACAUUCAGGUAGUAAGUAUCACUGAGUUACAAGAAACAUCACACCAAAAUUAAGCAUUUUGGUUCUUUUACAUAUAUUCAAAACACAGUAGACAAAGAUGUAUUUUGAGUUGAAUUGUAAAGGAAUGUUUUAAGUGCCUUUUAAACAUAUUAAUAGUCAUAGAAUUUUUAAAAUAUUUUCCUUGGGUUUUUCAGAUGAAGUAAGGAGAAACCUCAUAAUUUUUUUAAUAUAAUUUUUUAAAUAAUCAAAUAUCUUCCUCUGGGCUUUGUGAUAUGAGUGUGAAUAAUCUAUUUUUGGUAAGUGUGCUUUGAAAUGUUUGUACUCACAAUUUAAUAUUAAGUAGUGGUUGGGUCCCGUGGCAUCUAGGCCAGAGGAUGUUACAUCAGCCUGUGUCUGACCCAGUGUAGUAACUCCACAUCCAGGCGCCACUACCAUUCUGGGCUGUCCAGAUCACUUCUCAUGCCCUUCCUCUCCUUGAGCAGAAGCGGAUUUGUACCUGAAUCCAUGCAUUACCCCCACUCCUUGCUUUCCAACCCUAAGCCCUCUUAGCCUGGUGUCGCAACCUAAUAAAGAGGUACUUUUUAAAACUAUUAUCAUUUUGUUUUCCAAACCAUUAACUUAAUUAUACAUGAUUAUACUAUGUCAUACAAUUCUCAAAAUAAGCUGCUUCUCAGUCUAGUAGAGUAAAAUACAGAAAAGAGUUGUUAGAAACUAAAUUUCCUUAAUGGGAAAUUAUAUUACCAUGAUAAUAUGUGAGAUACUAUUUUUGAGGUCAUCAUAAGAUCAGUUGUUCUCAGUGUCUGAUUGAUUCCCUAAGGACAGUUGAAACCUUUUUCAAAACCACAUUAAUAUCACCUCACGCCUUAUGGUUACACUAUACAUCAGUAAAACAGCUGCUUAUCACUAUCCCCUCUUUGUUCUCAGUAUCACUGAAAUGUGAGUUUCCCUUCAAGUUUGAUCACUGGGGCCCCUUAAGGAUGUUUUCCAGGGCUAGGGGUGCAGCUUUCCAAAGAAUCAGCUGUUCAAUAUUCACUUUUUCUACUGUGUUUUCAGAAUCUGGAAGGACAUGGGUAAGUCAUUGUUAAUUAAUUUUGAGAAGAUGUUAACAAAUGUAUAUUUUUUUAACCACAAAACUUUACUUUUUAAAAUGCAAAAUAUUUACCCUGUGUCUAACCGUGGCUAAUUUGAAUUAGUCAAAGAUUUGACUAUGAAUUAGUAAUUACAAUUAUUAGGAAUUUUAUUUUUAAAUUUUAAGAAGAAAAGUGAUUUUGGUCACAUUAUACUUUUCUGAAAAUUACAUCCUCAUUUUUUGUGUAGUAUCUACACAUGUUAUAAGCCAAAUAACAUCGAGUCUGCCUUGAAUCCUUGUAUAUAUUUUUAUGUAGCUAUAACUAUUGUGUCAUUUUCAUCAUCGUUGUUAAUGUGCAAAAUGUUGUACGUUGUCUUUAUAAGAAACUCUGGACAUGUUUUUAUCAGUUUUCAAGACUGGAUAUCAAUGUACAUAAAAUGGUUAAUAAAAUAUUGGAGUUUUUGAGAUUAUUGAAAAAAUUCUACUUGUGCUCUUUUCAGUGUGAUUAGAUGCAAUUGUGCAGCCAUCUAGAACCUAUAUCUCUUUAAAUUUCUACUUUAUAUCUUUUAAAUAUCUUAGUAUAACUUAAAACAUAAUGUUCUUGGUGCUUUCCAGGAGCUAGGAAAAGAAUGGGGAGUGGCUGAUGACUACAGGCUUUCUCAUGAGGUGAUGAAAAUAAUUUUGAAACUUGAUAUAGGCAGUGAUUGUAUAACAUUGUGAAUUUAUUAAAUGACACUGAAUUUUACACUUUAUAAUGGUUAAUUUUAGGUGAAUUUCACCUCAAUUGAAAAAAGGCCUUAGACACAUAUAAAGAAACAAUUAUUUCAAGACCUUGAAAUGGACCAAAUCAUGAUACUAAAUUAAGGAAAAGGGUUCUUCUUAGGAGUGCUUUCAGGUGUACUUCUCCAUUUGAGACAGCUUAAAAGCUCAUUUUUAAUGACCAUUUUUAUGUGGUUAGAUUAUGUUAAAUCAGAUUUUUUUUAAAGGUAAUAUUCCUUAUAUGAAAAAGAUUAAAGGUUUUGUAUGCUUCCCUUUAAAACAAGCUUUAUUGUCUGCUUCCAAGGACUUCAAAUAGCUAACCAUUAAAAUUCAUUUCUUUUACUCAAAAAAAAAAAAGAUAAAUAGGUUCUAGGGGUGUAAAGUACAACAUGAUAAAUAUUGUUGUAUUUUAUAUAUGAAAGUUAAGAGAGUAAAUCCUGAGUUCUCAUCCUUCCUCCAAAUCUGUAUUUCUUUAAUUUUGUAUUUAUGUAUAAUGAUGUUCACUGAACUUACUGUGACGAUCAUUUCAUGAUGUAUGUGGGUCAGAUCAUUGUGCUAUGCACCUUCAACUUAUAUACAGUGUUCUAUCUCAAUAAAACUCGAAGGAAAAAAAAAGGUAA
This is a messenger RNA of Camelus dromedarius (Arabian camel), 6001 nucleotides long. It is a transcript of the gene RBL1, whose product is annotated as RB transcriptional corepressor like 1. The record is from RefSeq and is a predicted model, not a curated record. The coding region runs from base 276 to 3482 and encodes 1068 amino acids. Gene Ontology annotation, cellular component: nucleus; transcription regulator complex; chromatin. Lineage: Eukaryota; Metazoa; Chordata; Mammalia; Artiodactyla; Camelidae. Gene Ontology annotation, biological process: regulation of transcription by RNA polymerase II; cell differentiation; negative regulation of G1/S transition of mitotic cell cycle. Gene Ontology annotation, molecular function: RNA polymerase II transcription regulatory region sequence-specific DNA binding. The transcript is spliced from 22 exons.